AUGCACAUCGAUGCAACUCCAAAAAGGUACAGCAAGGUCUACAACUCUCCCAAAGAGUAUGAAAUUGCCAAGAGGGCUUUCGAGCAGAAUAUGAAAACGAUUGACCAAUUGAGGAAGAGCAGUGAGAUAAAACAUGAGGUUGGUAUCAAUGAAUUCUCUGACAUGCCGGAGGAGCUAUUUGCUGAAAUGAUGACGUAUGAUAUGAGCUCACAUGUUGAUGUCAAUGCCACAGUCAGCGAGGGUAUCGAGACGGUGGGUGAUCUGCCAGCUUCUAUCGACUGGGCUGCCGCUGGUGCACUUGGCCCAGUUCGAGAACAAAAAAAGUCAUGUGACAGCUGCUAUGCCGUAGCAGCCUGCGCUGUGAUGGAAAGUCGGUUCAAGCUCAAGACCGGUAUAUCGAAGGUGGUGCAGUUCUCUGUCCAGCAGAUCGUCGACUGCAGCAGACCUUCUGGAAAUUUUGGCUGCCUGGGUGGGCAGUCUCUUUACGCAUAUGACUAUGCGAAAGCUCAAGGUAUGGUCAAAGAAUCGAGCUACCCAUACAAGGCUAAGGAGAGCGCUUGCAAGACAUCGAUUACUUCCAAUCCUGAAAAACAGUGUCUCAAGAAGGGGGACAUCAACCAACUCUUGCCCAUAGACAGGCAUGAUGAGUUGAAAAUGAUGGAAGCUCUCACUACUGGGCCGAUGGCUCAUGUUUUNNNNAUAACGAUUGAACAAAGAAAAUGCGAUAACCGUCUCCUACGCUUGCACGGAUAG
Molecule: messenger RNA, 753 nt
Organism: Perkinsus marinus ATCC 50983
Lineage: Eukaryota; Perkinsozoa; Perkinsida; Perkinsidae
Product: cathepsin L, putative
Exons: 8
Coding region: 1-753 (250 amino acids)
Cellular component (GO): lysosome
Molecular function (GO): cysteine-type endopeptidase activity
Source: RefSeq, a predicted model, not a curated record